Molecule: messenger RNA, 1150 nt
Organism: Rubroshorea leprosula
Lineage: Eukaryota; Viridiplantae; Streptophyta; Magnoliopsida; Malvales; Dipterocarpaceae
Source: the annotation of a GenBank genome assembly
ACAAUAGUUUUGUUUUGGUGGGGACGGCAGAACCAAAAACAAUAGUUUUGUUUUACCCCGGAUUGUCACGACAAUACAGGAUACCCAAAAUCGCUGCGGAGCAAGAAGGGAAAUUUACACUGCAAUUCGCUUCAAAUUUUGCGACUUUCAGAUAUAUCGGUAAGAAAUAGUUUUGUGAAAUAUGAAGAAAGGAUUGCACCCUCAGAUGCAGUGGAUAUCGUAUGUGACCCAGAGUGGGCGAUUGAUGCAUGUUAUGAUGACAAAAAUCCAUCAUGUUGGUAAAGUUUACCACUUCAGGGCAAGACGCCAGAUGGCUGCAAGUGAAGGACAGAUUGCCAAGUUUAACCGUCGCUAUGGGCAGGAGAACGCAGAGAACUCUGAAAACAAUGAAAAAUGAGUCAUUGAAAAUGCAGGGAAAAGAAUUAGGUAUCUGUAGUUUGCUUUUGCAUAUCUAUGUUCUGGAAUAAACUUGAUGGUGACUCAAAAUAUUUCAUAUUUUUACGAUGAAGAGCAUUUGACUUAAAGAAUAUUUCAAUUUUGAUCCUGUUUGUGAUUUUAUUGGCUAUGCAAAAGCAGCUUUUCUGGAAGGAAUCAGUCGACCUGAUUUACAUUAGAAACUAUUUUCCCAAAAAUAUUUAAAAGUUUAUUUUUUAAUCCCACACUCUAAAGCCCUAUUUCUUCCUUUAUUCCCCUUGUAAUCCUACAUUGGCAUAUUUUGACGGCAACCGGAGAAAGCCUCACUCUUUUUCUCUAUUUCAGGGACUUGAGAACAUUUUGAAUUGUUGAAUUGGCGGCAUGGCUUCUUCUUCAUUGUUUUCUACUUGCACUCUUGACAAGGGUUCUUUUGGUUUUAAAGCAAUAGGCUUCAAGAAAGAGUUAAUGUGCAGUCACCUCUUCAAUAAACUGCCUGCAUAUUCAAGGGUUUUAACUGGGGUGAGAUCAAUGAAAUGGAAUCAAAACCAACAUCUGUCAAGAAAUGCACUCAAGUGCAACGCAUUGGAAUUUGAAAAUUCACUAUCAUUUGCAGUGGGUAAGAAGUUUCAACUUGAUGAUGUAAUUGAAGCUCAACAGUUUGAUAGAGAAGUUUUAAGUUCUAUAUUUGACGUUGCACGGGAGAUGGAGAAGAUUGAAAAGAAAUCACCUGGGAGUC